UUUUUUUUAAUUCAAACUUCUAAAAUCAAAGCAUUAACACAAGAAUGCAUCUUCAUUAAUAGGCUGGGAGGGGAUUACCUUCUACUGGAUUUUCUGUUUGUUUCCUUGGUCUCUAUUUUUCUCAGUUGUGUUCCCUGAUUGCUUCUUUCCUUCUUUCACCUCAGGCAUUGCUCAUAUAAAUCUUAUUUACAUAGGCCAUGCCCUCUUUCAUUUUUUAACACAUCUUCUUCCGCAUAUCAAAGAAAGUACAGUUCUUUUUCAUGUCACCAGAGUACCCCAUCUAUGCUCUGGAGGCGCUUCCACUGGACUGGGCUAGCCAAGAUAUUUGGGUCAUACAUGAUGUUUGUCUGAACCCCAAUAAUUCAUAUAAAAUGAACGGGAUGUACUUUCCUAGGAAAAGUACAAUUGUGGGGAGCUUACUCUGGAUUAAAGAAAGGUUGUCACACUGAAUAAAUUCUUUUGCAAAUGAAACAGAGACAAGAAUGUAUUUGAACUGUGUGAUCAUGUAGAAGCCUAAAUAGAUUGAAUGAAAUUGCAAAUUGCUUGCCAAUAGAUCCCUUUGAUUAGUAGAGGAAAAAGCAUAUGUUUUAGCCUACUGCCUGAGAAGAUUGAAAGAAUUCUUGAUAUAAAUGAUAAAAAAGCCAUUGCAAGUAUGGGAAGCAUGCUGGCUUUUAAUGGGACAACCUGUUUUCUAGGUUUUUCAUGUUUAAAGCUCCUGAAUGCAUGUCCAAGUUUUGAGAACUUACUGUUGACCAUACACAAAGAGGAGCUUGCCAUGAACUUGCUCUCUGAAGGAUUUGUUGACUGGAUGCUUCAACAAUAAGUAUUAUUUUGCUUUUUUAUUUUCUAAAGAAAUUUCUUUAGAUGUGUUUUUCUUUCAAUAUUGACAUAAAACAUACAUGGUAGGGAAGAUGGUUCAAGGAGAAGAGGCUAGAAGCGAUUGAAUAUGAAAUAUAGCGCACAUAUAUCAUCUGUGCUUUGUUAUGAUAGCAAGAAAAUAUGGUUGGUUAAAAGGAGGAUAAUCAGUAGGAAAUGCAAAAGAAUAGUUCUUAUAAGUACUACAAGAUGCUUAGGUGGUAAAUAACUGAGCCUAAUUUCCUAUUGAUCAUGGUAAAUUGAUGUUGUGGAUGUUUCCAAGGUAUCAAUAUUUGAGGGUAGAUUUUGACUGAUAUAGUUAGCCCCAAUAUUUAAAAAAGAGCCUUAAUGAUGCACUUCAGUGAUCUAACUUGUUGUAUAGUUCUGUAUAGUACAUUCAAAUUUAAAAGCAUAUGGAGUAGACCAGGACUGAGAUUGAAAUCUUCUCCUUCAUGAUUGAUAGAGUUAUAGACUCACAAGGUGGAACAUUGAUGCACAGUAGCAUGAUAGGAAAAAGCUAUCCCUUGUCUCUACAUGGUACAUAUUCUUUGAAUUAUGAUUGAAAGUCUUGCUUGAUGAAAGCCUAACAAUUCACUGACUGUUGACAGUUUGAAGGAGAUAAUUUGAAGUCUAGAUUGGAGAGAAUCUCAAGGCAUACAGAUUCCAAACUGAAAAAAAAAUCCAUAGCAUGAGGAAAUAGUGGUGUUUAUAAGCUGAGAACAUUCAAUGAACUGUAUAGGCCAUUUUACUGGACAAACUGCUGACAUGGGCCAAUGAUUUGUAUGGGGAAAAACAACUUUUUAAACCAUUGAAAGCAUUAGAAUAUAUGACAGAAAGAUCUUAGUACUUUUCCAAUACAAAUGAGAAUGUACAAGCUUUAUUAAGGUAUGUGAAUACCUAGAUACAGUUCAUCCUAUUAGCAAUAGGUUAUUGCUUCUAAGGUAGUUCCAGAAGCCCAUACUUUAGCAAAGAGAUAGUUUUUCAAGUUUAAACCAUUGAGGAAAAUACAGGUUUUUGAACACUGGGAAAUAGCUCCAACUUGAGUUGAGAUAAUCUACCUCCUAAUCAUUUUAUUCUUCACCUGGAUGGUUCUACUGAUCUUUUGACUUCAAGAUACAGAAUUACAUUUAUAGGUGGUCAGAUGCAUAUGUCCCCAAUCUCCCAGGGCACAAAGUCAAGAUAUUCAGCAUGGCAAUGUCAAAACACAAAAAGGAUGCUACAGCUACACUGCUGUUGGCAUAUAUCGGGUCACAUGCAUGGAAAAUGUCUGGAAAAAGAGGCAUGUCAUGUGUACUUUGUACAUAGGUUUUAUUUGACUGCUAGAUUCUAGAGUUAAUGCCUGAAUGGAGGUUACUUGGUCCUUUUUCUUUCAUGAGUCUUAAUUUUUGUUGUUUUCCCCUACCAAUUUGAAGUAGGUUUUAAGUAAAAACGAUAACUUCAUCUGGUUACAGGUUGUAUUACAUUAACUUAUAUGAUGUCAAAGCCUAUGACUGUAAGUACUUCAGUUAUAAUUACUCUUUUUAUCUCUUCAAACUUGGAGUUAAAACUAGUAGGGUAGUGAGGAUAAGGUUGCCUAGUUUUUUAGUGAACCAUAUGGAUUUUACCCAAGGGUAUCUCCUUCAACCAGAACCUUUUAUGUGGAAUCACCAAUCAUCAGCUGAUUCAAAUGUUUGUCAUCACUUGCAAGGCUAUUGGCUAUUGGAAGCAGACUUUCUCCUUCAAAUGAGAAACUGUCUGAGAAGCUGAUGGUGAUAAAAAAGUCAAUUCACAUUAGAGGAAUAUAAAGCUCCUGAAGAAUGAAGAGUAUGUUUUUAAUCCUUUCAUUCUCUGGAGAAUCGUCUUUAUAUUGUGUUCUCUUUGGAGGCCACAUCAGGGCCCUCUGAGACUGGUGAUUGUACACUACUAAAACCCAAUCAGGACAAGAAACCUACAAAUGUUCUUUACAAAAUCUCUCAGGAACAAGACAGAAUAGCAAAAUGAAGGUCCCAAAGGUGGGAGAUCAUGUAGACUUAAGUUGCCUUAUUUCUCUAUUUGCCUUUGAUUCAUCAUCAGUACCAAAAUCAAAACAACUGGCUGACACAAGUCCUAGUUUCUAAUUUCAACUUCAGUUGGGUAACCAUAUCCAGAAAAAAAAAUUAUUUAUUCUAAUGUACGAAUUAAAUUUCAACUUCUAAAGAGUUAUGCAGUUGUCUAUUUCCCAUCUAGUACCUUGACUCAAAAGCAAUCCAAGUUUAACUGAUCCCACACAACAACUGGCAACUGUAUUCAUCAUGUUUAGUAAGUGUAUUUAGCUUUAGACUAGGUUAGGUCUUGCAGAAGCAAAAAUAACUGAAAUGACUUACGAGUAAGAUAUCAGCUAAUUCAAGCUCAUAGUCAAAUUUAGGAUGUUAAAUCUAGUUCUGCACAUCAUGUUUUCUGUCUGCUACAGAACUCCAAUGUUGUGUUUGCUCAUAUUUCUUUAUCUAUGAAUAUAGUCUGAAGCACGAUUGGAUUAAUUUACCAAUUGAUAAUACUGGUCCUAUGAUUCUCAAUCAGUUUUUUUUGUUUCCUUGGUUUUCAUCUAGGCUUCUGGAACAAAGUCGCAUUACUUGUUUCUUCUAUGUUUGCUUUAUGUGCAUUGUUACGUCUUCUAUGAUUGGAUUCAUUUAUUCAGGAUAUAAUCUGAAGCUGAACUACCAUGUCACAAAAUUAUAUUUAUUCAAGCAUUCGUAUCAUCGUACUUUAAGAAACUUAUCUUUAUGGCUGUGAUAAUGUUAGUGCUCUUUCUAACAGCGAUCUGCAAAGAACAUUGUGAAAACUUGUUUAAAUACUACAAUAUUGAAAACUGUUAUUAUUUUUCUUUUUCUCCUUUCUCCUCUCUGCAGGUCUUCUAUCUUCAUCAAAGGGUUUGGAUAAAUUUGAAUCUGUUUUCAAAAUUUCUCGAAAGACCUUCAACUACAUAUGUGCUCUUGUCAAAGAAGAUAUGAUGGCCAAGCCAGGGAACUUCAUCUUUACAAACGGCAGGCCCAUGUGUUUAAAUGAUCAAGUAGCUGUAGCGUUAAGAAGGCUUAGCUCAGGUGACUCCCUUUUGACAAUUGGUGAUGCAUUUGGUCUGAACCAUUCAACUGUAUCCCAAGUAACCUGGCGUUUUGUGGAGAUAAUGGAAGAAAGGGCACUCCACCAUCUCCAAUGGCCUUCCACAGAACCAGAAAUCACAGAAAUAACAUCCAAGUUUGAGAAAAUCCGAGGCCUCCCAAAUUGUUGUGGAGCAAUUGAUACCACGCACAUCAUGAUGUGUUUGCCUUCUGCAGACUCUGCAAACAGUGUGUGGCUUGAUAGUGAGAAUCAUCACAGCAUGAUCUUGCAGGCAAUUGUGGACCCAGAGAUGAGGUUUCGAGACAUAGUUACUGGAUGGCCAGGCAAAAUGAAGGACUCUUCAGUGCUCCAGAGUUCAAAUUUCUUCAAGCUGUGUGAGAAAGGACAGAGGUUAAACGGCAAAAAGAUAGAGCUAGCAGAAGGUUCAGAGAUAAGUGAAUACAUAGUUGGGGAUUCAGGGUAUCCUCUGCUGCCUUGGCUUGUAACUCCUUAUCAAGGGAAAGAGCUCUCAGAAUCCAAAGCUGAAUUCAAUAGGCGGCAUUUCGCAACUAGGAUGGUGGCACAGCGAGCACUGGCACGGCUGAAGGAGAUGUGGAAGGUGAUCCAAGGAGUGAUGUGGAGGCCUGACAAGAACAGGUUGCCCAGGAUUAUUCUGGUUUGCUGCUUGCUUCAUAACAUUGUGAUCGAUUUGGAGGAUGAGGUGCAGGACGAGAUGCCUUUGUCCCACCACCAUGACUUGGGUUACCGCCAACAGAUAUGCGAAUCAGCGGACAACAAUGCUUCAAUUGUCAGAGAUAAACUCUCUCUCUACUUGUCUGGAAGAUUGCCUCCUUGAGUUAAAACUUUUUCUUUCUUUUUGUUUGCUUCCAAUGCUUGAUUCGGGUAAUUCAGGUUGUUGGUUUUUAUUUGUCAUUUGCAAGAGCUUGUCAUAGAUGAUGAACUCCGAUUUUCAUUUCCAUUUCUAGACUGUAAUUGAUUUAGAUUGGAUAGUUAUAAGGCAAUGGCCAGAACAACAAUGCCAGAUACUUUUAUACUAAAACAAACAUUUGAAGACUUGCUUUGUAAUUGCUAGAUAAAUUUACUUAUAGACCCUUGUAGUUGUA
Messenger RNA from Vitis vinifera (wine grape), 5033 nucleotides. RefSeq names its product protein ALP1-like. The record is from RefSeq and is a predicted model, not a curated record. The transcript has 2 exons. Lineage: Eukaryota; Viridiplantae; Streptophyta; Magnoliopsida; Vitales; Vitaceae. Bases 3818 to 4765 code for a protein of 315 amino acids.